CCGGGUUGUGGUAAUAUCGCGUUCUGCGCGUUCGUUUUUGUUUCGGGUCCCGCUUCCACCCGCGCUGUAGAUGUUGCCUAUCUCUAUUCCUUCCUCCCUCUCUCCCUCUACCUCGCGCUCUCGUUGUAGUUUCUACUGUUGUAUGUGCUGCGCUGUAGUAUGUUGUAUGCUGUACCUCUACCACUAGUCCACGCAAAACUGUUCUGUAUUUCAGUACUGUGGUCGAGGAUGUAUGCGAUGGUAUACGUCUCCGUCGAAUGCGCGUUUUUAAUUUCGUCGUCUUUCGCCGCCGCUUUUAUAAAAACAAUUUCUUCAUGUCGUGUACAUUAAUGCGUGUUUAAGGGGGUUUUUCCCGCACUCUGGUGGAAUUUGUGUUUUCAAGUGGGCUUCUACCUUUGGUAGGGCUCUGUGAUUCGGAUUAUUUUUUUGAAUGGUUUCGACCGAUUAUUGGAAUUAAUUCAUCCGGAUUGAAAUGCACUGAGAAUUUGUAAUCAUGACAAAUCCUGUUUUAGAAGCUAAAAUCAAUGAUAUUCAUUCGUGGUGGGAAGUGCCAUGCAUAGCGCAUUUCUGUUCCCUGUUUAGAGCAUCGUUCAAUUUGAUCGAUUUUGAUAUCGAGGAUCUCGAAGAAGCAUUGUUAACCGAUGACGCGUCCGAUUCAGGCAAUACUUUGAUUCAAGAGCUGAUCGUGCGCUUAUUACGUGGUUAUUAUGGCAACAACAGCAUAUCCACGUUUAAUUAUCAGAUGUUCCUACGUAGAUUAUUUCGACAAAAAUGCAGGGAAUUUAAUUGUUAUAAUCCGUUCGACAACGAUGAGGAUUUCCAAUUUUUACCGAUGAGAACCAAAGUGGAGAUUUUGCAUAUGCUGUGUGAUUUUAGAUUAGACGCCGAUGAUGUUUUGGAUAUUCUUAAGGAUUUAGAUUCAGAUAGCUUACGUGUCCAUCCAUUGGGCUACGAUGCGAACAAAUCGGCGUAUUGGUAUUUUUAUGGCACCAGGUUAUACAGAGAAGAUUAUCCAAAGAUUAAAAAAGAAAAAGAAAAGAAACGAGGCAGAAAACGCAAAAGAGGCCGCAAUAAAGAAGAAGAAAGCGAGGAAGAAGAAGUCGAAUUAGGCUCCGGUAUCUGGCAAGUUAUCUGUUUCACCGAAAGCGAUUGGGAAAGAUUGGCGGUGAACACGGAAGACGCCACUGAUAAAAAUGAACAAGCUUUGCAUCAAAUCAUAGCCGAAGAUUUUCUCCCAGAGAUACCUAAAUUGUUUCAAGAAAAAGAACGUUUGCAAAGGAAACGUUUCUUGGAACUGCAUCCUCGUAAGUCGUCUCGUAUCGAGAACCUGAAACGAAGAAAAGAAGAAGAAAUGCAGUAUUUGGAGAAGUACAAACGAGCUUUAAGUAUACAAGGUACCGAUAGCGAAGAAGAAGUUGCCGCCGAAACCAAUGCGAAGAAAGCUAAAAAAGCUAGACACGAUAGGUGGAAAAAUAGAAACACUCAAAAGGAAUUGUACUCCGAUGACGAUAACAGCGAUACCGAAAGUCUUCAGGAAUCAGUAACGAGCUAUGGGAGCAAGCCCAUCAUCGCCGGACGAGGCAGGCAAACGAAUAAUUCGUUAUCAUCCGCAACCGGAGAGAUAAUUAUACAUUCGGCGGAAAAGAAUCGUUCUCCCGAAUGGUGUGAUAUAAGAGUAGAAUAUCUUGACAUAGGACUGCACAAAGUGUUGGAAACGCUGAAGAAACACGAAGACGCGUGGCCUUUCAAGAACCCAGUCGACGAGAAAGACGCGCCGAAUUACUACAAAGUAGUGAAAACGCCGAUGAGCCUGCGCAGGAUGGAAGAGAAACUAGAUUGCGGAAAGUACAAAAGCGUCGCCGAGUUUAAACGCGAUUUCCAACUCAUCAUGGCAAAUUGCAAGCAGUACAAUGGCUCGAGGAAUGAAUAUACGGCGAUGGGCGAGAACCUCGAGAAAGUACUUCAAGCCGGUAUCAAUAAAUUCUUCAACUCGAAUAAUUCGUCCGAUGGUGAUGACGUUACCGAAAAUAGUGAUUUUCCCGAUGUAAACAACGGUUCGCAUCGGAGAAAGAAAAGAAAAAGGAGGAAGAGGACGACCAGCAAAAGUACCGAAGAUAAUGAUAAGGAAAAUGAACGCAAAUUGUCCGCCUUAGAUGCACCUUAUUCGAUCAAUUCUAUCGAAAGUGAAAGUCGUAAUGCUGACGAUGCUUUGAGUAUCGAGUCUCGAAUAGGUGAACAUAAACCGAUCAAAAGAGGUAAAGGGAGACCUCCGAAGAACGCUUCUUCUUUCGAUGCCUUUGAUAUUGUUGCCGAACAAACUCUUAGGGAUAUUAAUAAAUGGCUUAAUGAUACUCCUAAAAGUACGGAUUUCGGAUCAGCUAGUAAUUCGCCGCCUCCCUCGAAUUCACCUAGUGAUCCGAUUGCCAUCGAUGUCAGUCUACCGACGACCGGAACUCACGAGAAGAUCAAUCCGCAGAAAUCAAAUAUUAGACCAUUUAAGCAUAAGGAAUUAACAAAAAAACGAUCACUCAAAGAAAACCACCACAAACACCUACAGAUGAUCAAACAACGCCGCCGCGAUACCCAGCGAACAAUCGACCGCCUACAGCCGGGCAAAAGCAAAGGUAACUUGAUCUCUACCAUCUCGAAACCUCCCGGAGGCACGAAACCCGACGAUUUACCCGGAUCGGCGAAAAUCAACAAAGAACCAGCUGCCAAGACCUCGGAGAACACGCAUCGAAUGAAACCAAUGCUUAGUCUAGGAUCCGUUCUGAGCACCGAUGUAAUCAACUUGGACGUUAACUCGAAAAAACACACGUUCUCCGAUAACGAUAGCGUUCCCAGCGAUGACGAAGACCCAUUCUCAGAUGGUGAAGCUACCGCUUCUAACGAACACAAUGAACCACAGGCCGAGAACUUAGCUUUAGACAAGGCGUACUCGGAGAGCGCUUAUUUAGAAGAGAAGAAAGCGCAGGAGGAGAAACAACAAAGUGCUGAGACGAAACAGGAGGUGGCUUCUGGAUCGAGUAACGGUUCCGGUGGUGGCAGUGGUGGUAACGUUGGUGGUGAAAUGAAAGCUCCGGCUUCGGUUGGUGGUGGUAGCAGUGGUGUAACUUCUGCUGCUGCAGAGAAGAACGAUAAACCUAAACCGAAUUUGGGAGCUUGGUUUAAAGCAUUCGGGGCACCGAAAGCUCAACAGACCCCGAAACGUAAACAGGAGAGUACGUUUAACGAUAAUCCGGCUACGCCUUUGGCCAACGAAGAACUAAAGGAUGAUUACGGUUCGACGAGCGGUAAAAUGGCGUCGAAGAGUAACGAAGAAGACCGAUACGAUAUCAACGAACCGCCUCCUCCCACUCCGGGAAGGUUCUUCUUGUACGAAGAAGACAGAGAGCGAAACGUUCCGGCUCCAUUGCUUUCGCCGGAUUUGAAACCGAUGCGAAGGCAGCGUAAACUGAGCACCGGUAGCAGUAUCUCGGAACGGUCGUCGUUCAGUCAGGACCCCAACGAUCCGAUGAAUUCGCCUCAUCCUAGUCUAGACGAGUCUUCGUACCAGUCUCCGCAACCCUACCAUCACCAGUCACCUAUACACAACACGGGCGCCCUCAAGGUGGGCUUUUACCAAGACACGUUCCCGAAAUGCGGCUCCGACAAGAGCAACAGCUGCAGUCCUCGCGAGCCGAUGAACAGCUGUAGUCCGCAGCAUCCGAUGUUUAGUCCCAGAGAUUCGCUAGCCAGUCCUCGUGAUUCGAUAGCUAGCCCUAGAGAUCCGAUCUGUAGCCCGAAAAUGGCCGAACCUGUCCAUAGUCCGGGCGUUAUACAGAUGACCAGUCCGCAUAAUCCGAUGCCUAGUCCCAGAUACACACCUGUGGCCAGUCCUCGAGACCCUUACGCCGGCGAACCGGUUCAUAGCCCUGUGUACGUGCCUAAGUCAGAUCCGCAGCCGGCUAGCUCGCCUUAUAAACCGUUCAGAAACGCUGCUACGCCUCAGCCUCCUCAGCCUGCACCGAAUCCACCUCAGGAGAAGUCUCCUUUCUCGAUAUAUCCGGUCAAGAAGAGGAUAUCGGCUGAGCUAGAGCAGACCUCGAAGCAGCAGGCUGAACAGCAUGAGAAAAUGGCCCAGUCUGAGAGCCCAUUUGUGCCAGUGAGCAGCCAUGAUGGCGAUCGUCAUUUUACUCCUACUCCUGGGUGCCUUCCGCAGCAUAUUCUACCUCCUCAUAAUCCAUACCCUCCUCCGCCGGAUCCGGGUUCGAUUCCGAUGUCGAUACCGCAUCAUCAUCCGUUCAUGGAUACGUAUUCGGAUAAUAUCUUGCUCAGCUCGAAUCCCUACUUCAGGAAGGACCUUUAUGUGCCUGGUCAGCCUCCACCGAUCGUCUCGUCGGCCUCAUCCGGCCAGCCUUCUCAUCUAUCUUCGCUGUUUAUGCAGCAAUCCGAAGGAAUGUACCAGAGUCCGGUGCCAGGCGAUAAAAUGGGCCAGAAUCCGGCCUCGGGUCGUUACUCGCCGCCCCGACAGGCUUCUCCUAUGGUCGGAGGACCUGCCGGAUACGGUCGAGCUAUCGAUUUCACCGCUCCGGCCAAACCGAACGAGUCGUUCGCUGCGCAAUAUCAUCAUUCCAAGUUCCACGUAGUCAACGAAGCCGACGUAGCUUUGAAUUACUCGAACAAGACUCAGCACGGGUAUCCGCCGGGUAUGAAUUAUCCGGCACCGCCUCCUUCGGAAUCGGAUCGAGCCAAGAUGGAGGCUGAGUAUCAUCAUCAACGAGCUGCCAAAAUGGAAUCACCUCUGCAGCCUUAUCAUCAUCAUGCUGCCGAAAUGCACGAAAGAGCUGGGCCUCCUCCUCCGGCGACUCCUGUGGCUGUUUCAUCGGAACAAAUGUACCAUGGAUCGGCCCCUCAUACCGGUUACCAUCGAUCCGGACCUAGUCCUUAUGCCAAUCCGCCCUCGUCGUCGGAUUACUUCAACGGCAAACCUCCUCCUCCUCAUCCUGCUUCGAAUUACCAUCUGGCUGAUCUCCGAGCAGCUUAUCCGAGCUUCGCUAAUCCGAACGAACGACAGAUGCACGACGAUAAACAGUAUUACCAAACAGCUGCGGCUGCCAAAACUCAUCAUAUGGAUCAGGCUUACAUGGCGGAUCGAUCGAUGACCGAGCUAAUCAAUUCUCGCCAGCCUCAUUUCAAUCCUUUACCGAAUAUCUCGUCGGCUGCGGCCAAAUUAACCUCGUCUGGCUCGAUGGCAACGUCUGCUGCCAACAACAGAUACGAUCUGAGUUACCACAAUAGACCUGAACCGAUGCCUCCAGUCUCCGCAGCUCCACCAGCCCCACCGACUAAACCUCCGGCCAAGAAAUCGUCAUCGUCGUCGUCGAAGAAAAAGAAAGCAGCUGCUGCGGCGGCGGCCGCAGCAGCAGCCGAACAGCAACAGGCAGCGAACGAAUCGUCGCAGGCUCAGAAUCCGUCCAUGUAUUACCAUCACCUAGGCGGUGGCCAACCGAACGUGGGCGUGGGCGUUUCUCAGGACCUCAAGCAUAACGGUAUCGUUCCCGGCAGCGCUUUCAACUUUGGCACAGCUACCGCAGCUACGACGUUGAAAAGCGACUACCAGCAGUAUUUCGAUAACCUAAGAAGUAGUCGGUUUUUCGCCGAGACUGCCGCAGCAGCUGCUAAUGAGAAACCGUCUCCGGGUCCGGCUCCGGCUGCGGUUAGUAACGCGUCGUUUCCGUUCUUGCCACCGCAGCGUGGAUCUCCUUCGUUUAGCUUGGCUCAUGCUCAGGCUUUCAUGAAUGCCAAUGCGCCUCCGUGUCCUCCGGCUAUAUAUUCGUCUCCGUUUCUACAACGACCGCCUGAUGAGCUGCUCAGACCGAUGAUGCUCCAGCAGGGUCUGAUGUCCGCUCAUAACGGCGGGUAUCCGCACGGGUAUCUUAAUAUGCACGAUCCGAUUAACAGAUCUCCUUGGUUAUAAUAUUAUUAUGAUACGGUUUGAUUUUAUUUUUUUUUAUUUAUUGUUUUUUGAUUUUUAAUUUUUAUUUUCUGUUUGUUGUUUUUAACUUUUCUUUAUCGAUCGAUGAUGAUGUAUGUUUUGUGGUGUUUUUUUUUUAUUUUUUAUUUAAUUUUUGAUUUUUUCUCUUGAGAAUUUAUUUUAUCUAUUAUUCUGGACGGGAUUCCGGACGAAGCCACCGUUAAUUGUAGUACUUUCACGAUUGGUAUAAUUUAAUGUGAUAUUUUUACUUUAUUUGUAUGUAUUUUUUUCCUCAUUCGUCGUGGACGUUUUACCCUCCCUCCCUUCCUUCCUUCCUUCCUCUUUCUCCCUCUUAUCACCGUAGAUAGGGGUUUUUUUUUGGUGUAGUAAUGACGAAGGUUUUUUAUUUGUUUCAUUAGUUUUUUUUUUUAGAGAGAUUUUUAACUCAACGCGACAAGGAGGAGGGAUUUUUUAAACGCUUCGUUUUUUUCAAUCAUGUUACCCUAAAAGUAAAGUAAAAAAAAUGUUCAGCUUCCAUGCUUAUGAAGUUUUUUGAGUGUUCUUGUAGAAGUAGGUCUAGAUACCUAAAAAUUUUAUCAUGUUGAAUUUUUUUUUUUUUUAAUAUCUUCCCAUUACUCAAAGUGUGAAAUUCGUCGCACGAGUGUAGUUUAACGUUAAUAUACUAUACGAUAAUUUUACCAAAAUUAUUAUUAAUGAAUAUUAUCAUGAUACUCUUUGUUUUUCUUUUUUUGAGUAAUGAAAUAAAAAAGCAGUCGAGCUUCUAUCUAAAAAAAAAAAAUGUAUUUAUAAUCGUUUUGGAUUUUCUCAGUUUUAUGAGAAGAAAUUCGUGUGUCUUUGUGGAAGUAUAAUAUAUAAUUAUAUUAUAUAUAAAUUGGUUAGAAUUUGUGAUUGUAUUGUAAUGACCAAUUUUUUUUUUUUUUUUUUUUUGUAUGUUUUAUUUUCAAUUAUUUUUAUAUUGUGGUUUGCGAGGACUUAAUCAUGAGCAAAGUUCACGCGAAUUUAUUUUAGCAUAAAUUUCACUUUGUACAGUGGUUUUUUUUUCUUUCUUUCUUUCAUGAUGUUAUGAUUUUUCGAGUACACACGUUUUAUUUUAUUUUUUUUGUAUUUAUUUAAGCUGUAGUGUAGGUGUACUUGUGUGUACAGUGAACGAUUGUUUUUAUUUAGGAAAAAAUAAACCUUUUUGUUUGUU
Messenger RNA from Planococcus citri (citrus mealybug), 7166 nucleotides. Its product is annotated as chromatin remodeling regulator CECR2-like. The record is from RefSeq and is a predicted model, not a curated record. Gene Ontology annotation, molecular function: protein binding. The coding region runs from base 494 to 5959 and encodes 1821 amino acids. NCBI's taxonomy places the organism in Eukaryota, Metazoa, Arthropoda, Insecta, Hemiptera, Pseudococcidae. The transcript is spliced from 14 exons. Gene Ontology annotation, cellular component: CERF complex. Gene Ontology annotation, biological process: chromatin remodeling.